CCCGAGGCAGCCGCAAUGACAGGUCUCGCCAGAAAUCCUGCUGCCUGCUGAGAAUCAUGGUCAGCAAGUCCCGCUGGAAACUCCUGGCCAUGUUGGCUCUGGUCCUGGUCGUCAUGGUGUUGUAUUCCAUCUCCCGGGAAGAGAGGUACAUCGAGCUUUUUUAUUUUCCCAUCCCAGAGAAGAAGGAGCCGUGCCUCCAGGGUGAGGCAGAGAGGAAGGCCUCUAAGCUCUUUGGCAACUACUCCCGGGAUCAGCCCAUCUUCCUGCAGCUUAAGGAUUAUUUCUGGGUCAAGACGCCAUCUGCUUACAAGCUGCCCUAUGGGACCAAGGGGACUGAGGACCUGCUCCUCCGGGUGCUAGCCAUCACCAGUUCCUCUAUCCCCGAGAACAUCCAGAGCCUCAGGUGCCGCCGCUGCGUGGUCGUGGGGAACGGGCACCGGCUGCGGAACAGCUCACUAGGAGAUGCCAUCAACAAGUACGAUGUGGUCAUCAGAUUGAACAAUGCCCCAGUGGCUGGCUAUGAGGGUGACGUGGGCUCCAAGACCACCAUGCGUCUCUUCUACCCUGAAUCUGCCCACUUCGACCCCAAAGUAGAAAACAACCCAGACACACUCCUCGUCCUGGUGGCUUUCAAGGCAAUGGACUUCCACUGGAUUGAGACCAUCCUGAGUGAUAAGAAGCGGGUGCGAAAGGGUUUCUGGAAACAGCCUCCCCUCAUCUGGGAUGUCAACCCUAAACAGAUUCGGAUUCUCAACCCCUUCUUCAUGGAGAUUACAGCUGACAAACUGCUGAGCCUGCCAAUGCAACAGCCACGGAAGAUUAAGCAGGUGAUGCUGGGAAGUCGGGUCCGAAGGCUAGGGUCCUGGGUGGGAUGUAGGAGGGACAUUCCUAUGGGCUUAGGAAGCCGUGGAAGGACCCCAUAACAGAGGCAGUGGUUUGCAUUUUCCCUCCAGGAACAUACCUGUCAUUAAAGUUGCUGCCGCAAGGGGAGUCCACACUCUGG
Molecule: messenger RNA, 1003 nt
Organism: Piliocolobus tephrosceles (Ugandan red Colobus)
Lineage: Eukaryota; Metazoa; Chordata; Mammalia; Primates; Cercopithecidae
Product: CMP-N-acetylneuraminate-beta-galactosamide-alpha-2,3-sialyltransferase 4
Exons: 8
Coding region: 57-923 (288 amino acids)
Biological process (GO): glycolipid biosynthetic process
Molecular function (GO): beta-D-galactosyl-(1->3)-N-acetyl-beta-D-galactosaminide alpha-2,3- sialyltransferase activity; beta-galactoside (CMP) alpha-2,3-sialyltransferase activity
Source: RefSeq, a predicted model, not a curated record